UGAUAAGAAAACCUGACAGAUAAGGAGGAGGAGGAGAAAAGAGGAGGUCCCUGAGAGAGAGUAAGAGGGGGAUUGUAACAGAGGAGAGUCUGUCCAUCCCUCCAUUCUUCUUGUUCUCACUCAACCUGAGAGAGACCUUCUUCUGCUGCUCUGGACUUCACUGCUCUCGUCCACUUUGGGACCUUAAAGUCAAGUUUCACGUUUCUCUAUGUGUUUUGAUUUAACACGUUCAGACCGGAAAAAGGCUUUUUUUGUCCAAACUUGAUCGCCCUCUGUUCUCCAGGCAGCAGAUCUGGAGGCUGCUGCCUUGCUCGAGGGCCCCUCAGCAGUCACAGGGGGCUGAUCUGGAUUCAAACAGGACUCUCACAGGAGAACAACAACAGUGGGACGUCUGACAUGGAUUUGAUGGAUUUGAACCCCUGAGGCUGAACCCUGGAAAUGGAAGGUGGUGGUGUGAGAGGGGAUGUGACUCAUCAUGCUGUGCCAUGCUGAGAGGGAGGCCAGCUCUCGGGAUCCUGUGCUUUGUCAGUUUUCUGUCCCUGAAAACACAAGCAGCCCACAGACGCUGCACUAAGGACAUCAUCAUACGGGUCCAGACGCUCAUCAACAAAGCCCCCGAUGUGAGGCUGACAGACAUUCGACUCUACACCCCGACCAUUGAAGAUUUCCAGAAAUGCCCUAGCUCGACCUUGAAGUGUUAUGCAGAGGAAAUCAAAGUCCUCUGUGUCGAGCUGAAAACCGUCAAAAACUUCAAACUUAACGUCAAGCUGGAAAAACUGGCAACGUUUUUUAACCAGACGGAGGCAGCCUGUCGUCAGUGUGAGAUCUUCACGAAACAAAACGCAGCAACGUUCCUGGAUCAUCUGCAGUCUGCUCUCCAGAUGAUGAACCAGCAGUUCUGUGAAAGAGUUCAGAGCUCUGAGAAUAAAGAGACGCCAUUACCAUGAGCUCGAAUAAAGUGUGCCUUUUUCCAAAAUGGAUUAAAUUAAAUUCUGCACAUAUGAACGAGGCCAUAAGGAGACCUGGGAGACAGGAAGCUAUCGAGGAACAGAUCUGAGGAAAGGUACAGAAACAUCUCGCAGCACUGAAGGUCCCAAUGAGCAAAGUGGCUUCAUCACCUGUUAAUGGAAGAAGUUUGGAACCACCAGGACUCUUCUUAGAGCCGGCCGCCUGGCCAAACUGAGCGAUCGGGGGGGAAGGGCCUUAGCCAGGGAGGUGAACAAGAACCCGAUGGUCACUCUGACAGAGCUCCAGCGUUGCACUGUGAAGAGAGGAGAACCUUCCAGAAGGACAACCAUCUCUGCAGCACUCCACCAAUCAGGCCACUCCUCAGUGAAAGGCACCUGAAGGACUGUGACCAUGAGAAACUAAAUGCUCUGGUCUGAUGGAACGAAGAUGAACCCUGUGGCCUGAAUGCCAAGCGUCACGUCUGGAGGAAACUAGGCAGCGCUCAUCACCUGGCCGAUACCAUCCCUCCAGCGAGGCAGGGUGGUGGCAGCAUCAUGCUGUGGGGAGGUUUUUCAGCGGCAGGAACUGGGAGACCAAUCAGGAUCGAGGGGAAGGUGAAUGCAGCAAUGUUCAGAGACAUCCUGGAUGACAACCUGCUGCAGAGCGCUCUGGACCUCAGACUGGGGUGAAGGUUCAUCUCCCAACAGGACAACGACCCCAAGCACACAGCCAAGAUAACAAAGGAGUGGCUUCGGGACAACUCUGUGAAUGUCCUUGAGUGGCCCAGACGUGAACCCGACUGAUCAUCUCUGGAGAGAUCUGGAAAAGGCUGUGCACCGCCGCCCCCCCUCUGAACUGAUGGAGCUAGAGAGGUGCUGCAGGAAGGAUGGAGACACGGCCCAGGAAGAGGCUGUAGCAUCAGGCUCAGAAGACUUGAGGCUGAAGCUGCUGCCAAAGGAGCUUCAGCAAAGUGUUAAGCAAAGGCUGUGAAUACUUAUGUACAUAUUAUAUUUCAUUGUUUAUUUUUAAUAAAUGUGCAACAUUUUACACAAACUUUUUUCA
Molecule: messenger RNA, 2010 nt
Organism: Pleuronectes platessa (European plaice)
Lineage: Eukaryota; Metazoa; Chordata; Actinopteri; Pleuronectiformes; Pleuronectidae
Gene: il15l
Product: interleukin 15, like
Exons: 5
Coding region: 486-947 (153 amino acids)
Biological process (GO): positive regulation of tyrosine phosphorylation of STAT protein; immune response; positive regulation of T cell proliferation
Cellular component (GO): extracellular region
Molecular function (GO): cytokine receptor binding; cytokine activity
Source: RefSeq, a predicted model, not a curated record